Molecule: messenger RNA, 610 nt
Organism: Ambispora leptoticha
Lineage: Eukaryota; Fungi; Glomeromycota; Glomeromycetes; Archaeosporales; Ambisporaceae
Source: the annotation of a GenBank genome assembly
CGAACAUGAACGCGCAAAAUUUUUAGCAAGUUUAUCAUUAACACAAAGACGUGAAUUAGAAGCCGAGAUCAAAACCUACACAAUAACAACAACAUCAUCACCCAAUACUACGCGAGCCAACAAAGUUGCUUUCUUAGCUUUAAUGGGUGGACAAGAACGAGAAAAAUAUUUAGCAAGUUUAUCGCCAACAGAAAGACGAGAACUGGAAACCGAGUCCAAAUCCUACACAAUAACAUCAUCCAGUGCUAACUCGCGAGCCAAUAAAGCCGCUCUCUUAGCAUCAAUGAGCGAACAUGAACGCGCAAAAUUUUUGGCAAGUUUAUCAUUAGCAGAAAGACGAGACUUAGAAGCUGAGCUCAAAGAAGGUACCAUCAAGCGGACCACCACCACUUAUUACUCCGAGGAUCCAAAUACACCUGGAUCAGAACGUGUUGAAGUUGUCACAACAGAAGUUGUCACUACGGAUACAGUGACAGAAGAACCGGUAGAUUUGGGGAUUGCUGGUGCUACGACAACGACCAAAACUUUUACCACUAGCAGUGGCAGCGGUGAAGUGACGACGACGACGACAACAACUAAGAAAGAAAAGACGGGGCUUUUUAAGAAAUAA